Molecule: messenger RNA, 1497 nt
Organism: Prorocentrum cordatum
Lineage: Eukaryota; Dinophyceae; Prorocentrales; Prorocentraceae
Source: the annotation of a GenBank genome assembly
AUGCGCAACAAGUAUUUUUUCGGGUUUGCCUACACUUACGGGGCUCAAAAGGAGCACCCAGGCGCACACGGUGUUGAAGCUGUAUGGCCACCAGACGAGGUCGAGCCCGUACCUUCUUGGAUUCGUGAGCUCCUCAUCGAGCCUCUUGAGAAGCGAGGUGUCGUGCCAAAGGGUUGGAUCAACAGUGCGACUAUCAACGAUUACGCUGCGGGGGGGUGCAUUGUCUCGCACAUAGAUCCCCAGCAUCUGUUCGACCGGCCCAUCAUCGGGGUCAAUUUUUUCAGCGAGUGCAAUCUUGUAUUUGGGACAACUUUCAAGUUCCCCAAAGACGCAGCCGACAUUGAGUGCUCCACCCCGGUAUACGUUCACCAUUGUCAGCGAGGGUUUGCGACGAUUAUGAAGGGCUACAGCGCCAACGACAUCACCCAUGCCAUCCGGCCCUGCGAUCUGCCCUCACGGCGCGCCAGCAUCAUUCUCCGCCGUGUUUUGCCUACAGCGCCUGUGCUCCUCCGUGGCACUUGUGUGCCCCUCCGUGAUCUGCCCCAGGUGCUCAGUGGCGCGAAGCCUGACACAAAUCCUCUCAAGGGCAGGAGUUCAGCCUCGUCCGACACAGCGGCCGCACCGCCAGCUGCAAACACGCGCAGCCUACCCACGACGAGGCUGCGAAGCUCAGAGCGCCGCUACAAGUCAGGGGUGAUCUACAAUGUAAUGGCGGAGUCCUUCCUCACACAGGCCGAUCUGCAGAGUAUGUUCGAGAAGAUCUGCAAGGAUAGCUCUCUGCGCUGGUUCGCAGGGAGGCACAUUCUGGAUUUCAAAGUCGUCGGGCUGCCGCGGGUCGACUUGCCAUUCUCGUACCGCUUCAUCGCCCCUCUUGUCGAGGUGUUGACAUCGAUGGCGAGCCAGUCGAUGCGCGUUGGGGAGGAGACGCUCGCUAUCAUCCAAGUGAUCGUGAACUAUUACGAGGACGGCGGAAGCGAGGUGGCCCCGCAUCACCACAAGUGCCGCCAGAUCUGCGCCAGUUUGGGAGCUCAGCGCGACGUAGUCGUGGAAGGCGAGACGCUGACUAUGGGUAACGGCGAUGCGUUGCCGCUGUGGGGGGAAGUCCAUGCUGUCCCCCCGGCGAAGUGCAAGUCGGGGCCCCGCGCAAGUGUUUGCUUGUUCUACGGAAGCAGGAGAGAGUACGCAAUGAAGGAGAUAAGCGUCAACGCGAGGAAGGGCAAGUUCGGGGACAAUGCAUGGUGGACGCACCCUGCUGACGGUCAGCCAGGCAGAUGUUCAUUGCGGCGUGUUCCUUUAUGGGGCUUGUUUUCGUGGCCAACGGGACGUCCCCUACAGUAUGGACGUGUUCUGCUGAUGUUUCUGGAGGUGUGGCAACAGGCCUUCGCAAGUAUUAUUUGUAUGCAUUCUGAGGACAUAGUAUUGAGAUCGUCCUCUGUGCAUCGCAGUGAGAGGCAAUACAUCACCGUCCAACGGGAAGAAGGAGGGCCAGCAGGUUAG